AUGCCCAUAAUAUUUCUGGCUGUAGUGCAGACAAGCUCCUUCGAUGUCCUUGUAGAAUCUACAAAAAACAAUUACUUUGCUGAUCAGAUAUCUAUAAUGGAGCAUCUCAUGCUGAAUGGAAUAUGGAAAGAGUAUAGAGUAUGGGAUCAUCAUGGAGAGAGUGUGUCAGAUUCAGAAGACAGUUUCAACAAUAUGGAAGAUCAUGAUGAAUAUGGUCUGCAUGAGAUGGUGAAUGAUUUUGGAAAUGCUGUGAAUGCCAACUUGGGAUCAUUUGAUGAUUCAUCACCUAGCUUGCAGGAUGACAUGACCACAUCUACAGGUCCUACUGAAGAAGCUAGCAAAUUUUAUAGACUUCUUGAAGAGGCAGACCAUGAGCUGUACCCAGAAUGCAGUACCUUCUCUACACUAUCGUUCAUUGUGCAAAUGAUGAACAUCAAGUGCCUAUAUGAUUUGAGUGGAAAUGCAAUGGAUGCUCUAUUUACUCUGUUUUGGAAGGUUAUAUUUGGGAAAUCUGACAAGAAAAGGAAACGCUCCAGCACAGUGUAUGGUGUUUGGAAGAAAAAGAGUAUAUUUUUUCAACUCCCUUAUUGGAGUAAAUUGACACUAAGACAUAACCUAGAUGUCAUGCACAUCGAAAAAAAUGUUGGUGAAAGUUUGGUGGGUACCUUGCUUGGACAGGAGGGGAAGACAAAGGAUAACAUUAAUUCUCGAUUCGAUAUGGAAAUCAUGGGAAUACAACCAAAACUUCUUGCGACUCCCACAGAUGAUGGAAAAUAUUUAUUUCACAAUACACCUUAUACACUUUUUGGACCUAAAAGGAAGGCAUUUUGUGAGUUCUUGACAAAAAUCAAAGUCCCAGAUGGUUAUUCUGCAAAGACAAGAAUCAACAGGCCAAGGCGUAAUGAUGACAGCGAUGAUAACAAUAGCAACACACAGCUCCAGAUUUUUUCUAAAAUUGGAAGACGACUUAUUGGAAAUAGAUAUUGUGAGAUGGAGAUGAAUGAAUUGAAUAAAGCACAAGCGUACAUUCUAAAGAACUGUGAAGAGGCUGCUCCAUAUACAGGCAUUCACAAGGAAUAUUUAAGGACACAGAGCACCAGAAAUGUAGAUAAGCGGCAUGAGAAAGAGUUCUUUCAGUGGUUCAACAACCAUAUAUCAGCUAUGUAUUCCAAAGGAGAUCCUUCUGUUUCCGAUGGAUUAUUUGAUCUAGCAAGAGGACCCGAUACUAGAGUGACACAUUUCUCAAGUUAUAUGGUCAAUGGAUGGAGAUUUAACACAAAGGACAGAGACGCCCUAUUUCAAGCACAAAACAGUGGAGUAUUUGUCAAGGGUGAUGAAGGAACUAGAGACAAAGAUUACUUUGGUGUCUUGACAGAUAUUGUGGAGCUUUUAUAUGGGACUCAUAAAGUUGUUCUUUUUAAAUAUGAGCCAUAUGUUUUGGCUUCGCAAGCAGAGCAAGUAUAUUAUGUGAAUGAUACUCAAGAACCAAAAUGGUAUGUUGUGGUAAAGACUAAACCUCGUGAUUAUUUUGACACUCCUCCCACUGAUAAAGAAGAUGCCACUACUAAAUCAAGUAAAUCCAGUCCUGAAGCUUGUCAAGAAAAUGAAGUAAUAAUUGUGCCGAAUCCAAAUACAAUAGAAGAUGAUGACACAAGUAUAUUGGACACACCUCAAGUAGAAGCGGAAGCUGAAGGUAUGCCUGUGGCUGUGGAAGGUAAUCCAAUACUCCAUUACGAGGGUGACGUUGAGGAUGAAGAUGAGCAACAAGAAUCUAAAAGUGAUGACAGCGAAGGUGGUGAGUACAUGGAUUCAGAUGACGAAGACAGUGAACCGAAAGAAGAAAUAGAUGACGACUAG
Miscanthus lutarioriparius is the source of this 1857-nucleotide messenger RNA. NCBI's taxonomy places the organism in Eukaryota, Viridiplantae, Streptophyta, Magnoliopsida, Poales, Poaceae. The record is from the annotation of a GenBank genome assembly.